UUACCGCCGAAGACACCGAGCGACCUGAUCCGCGCAGUGACGUCACGCCGCGUAGUCGUCGCGUUGCGUGCGGGUUAUACGUGCGCCUAUGAACUUCCGCCAUUGAAAGAAAGAAAGAGAGAGAGACCUCUCCGAGAGUUACUCCGAGAGAAAGAAAGAGCCGCGCUUUUACACUCGCGAAACCGUCGAGAACCGGGAGAAUAAUGUGACCCGGGAGAGACGAGAGGUGAUCCCCCCGGUAUUCUCUCCCUCGUGUGUGUAUGUGUGCGUGCGUGCGUGCAUGCGCGCGCGUCAAACAAGAAACCACCACCCACACGUCAGCGCCGCGUACCGCGUGCGCGCUUACAUGCCUUUCCGUUCUCUCGUCGGCUAGCGAGCGACUCCGCUCCCGCGAAUCAACUCGGAAUCGGAAGCAAACUCGAGAACCGGGAGACUCCCCCCGCGAUCCGCGUGUGUCGUGUCGUCGAGACGUUGUCCCCCUUCCCGUUGUGUGCGCGCGUGCGAGAGAUGGCCGGUAAGUAGCCGCUCUCACAUCAGCCUCUCCUCAUUAUUUUCCAAGGAAAGAGAGAAAGAAACCGGCAGCGUGAUAUAUACGUCGACGAGACCUCCUCGCGAACCUUGACCCAGAUUAGAAGGAAAGAGGGACCUCCUCGCGAUCCUCUCUCCUCGAAUAAUAAAGCGCGUCCUUCGCGCACACACACAUACAUAUAUACACACACACACACUCCCGGGAUUCUCCUCGUGUGCGCGUGGGGGGAGGGGGUGGCGGAUACUCGGCUACGUCGCCGGCGACGGCGACGACGGCAGCGGCGACGGCGACAGCGACGGCCUAGAAAACGCACGCGAUGGAUUACGCCGAAACUUCAAGCAAUGGUGACAUACAGUGGUGUUUCUCACAAGUCAAAGGAACUUUAGAAGAGGAUGUUACAGAAGCUGAUAUAAUUUCGUGCGUUGAAUUUAACCACGAUGGCGAUCUCCUUGCAACAGGAGAUAAGGGUGGACGUGUCGUCAUUUUUCAGAGAGAUCCUAUUAGUAAAAACAGUAUACCACGAAGAGGCGAAUACAAUGUGUAUAGCACUUUCCAGAGCCAUGAGCCUGAAUUUGAUUACCUAAAAUCAUUAGAGAUAGAAGAAAAAAUUAAUAAAAUUAGAUGGCUAAAAAGGAAAAACCCUGCCCACUUUUUACUCUCCACGAACGAUAAAACAAUCAAGUUGUGGAAAGUUAGUGAGAGAGAUAAAAGAGUGGAAGGGUAUAAUACUAAGGAAGAAAGUGGCGCGAUCCGUGAUCCUGCCUGCAUCACUGCCUUGAGGGUGCCAACCAUAAAACCAAUGGAGUUAAUGGUGGAGGCAUCACCAAGGAGAAUAUUUGCCAAUGCGCACACCUAUCACAUAAACAGUAUAAGUGUCAACAGUGAUCAAGAGACAUACCUCAGUGCUGAUGAUCUUAGAAUUAAUCUUUGGCACCUUGAGAUAACUGACCAGAGUUUUAAUAUAGUAGACAUUAAACCAACUAAUAUGGAAGAAUUAACGGAGGUUAUAACUGCAGCGGAAUUUCAUCCUGCGGAAUGCAAUGUAUUGGUAUACAGUAGUAGUAAGGGAACUAUUAGACUUUGCGAUAUGAGAUCCGCUGCUCUGUGCGAUCAGCAUAGUAAGCUCUUUGAGGAGCCAGAGGAUCCAACCAAUAGAAGUUUUUUCUCAGAAAUUAUUUCAAGCAUAAGUGAUGUGAAGCUCAGUAAUUCUGGCAGAUACAUGAUUAGUAGAGACUACCUCAGUGUAAAAGUGUGGGAUUUGCAAAUGGAAACGAAACCAAUCGAAUGCUAUCCCGUACAUGAAUAUUUAAGAUCAAAAUUAUGUUCAUUAUACGAAAAUGACUGCAUUUUCGACAAAUUUGAAUGUUGUUGGAGUGGUAAUGACUCGGCUAUCAUGACGGGCUCGUAUAAUAAUUUCUUUAGAGUAUUCGAUCGUACGACCAAACGCGAUCUCACUUUAGAGGCAGCGCGCGACAUUGCCAAACCAAAAACACUCCUGAAGCCAAGAAAGGUAUGCACGGGUGGUAAGCGCAAGAAAGAUGAGAUUAGCGUUGACUGUCUGGACUUCAAUAAGAAGAUACUUCACACUGCAUGGCAUCCAUCUGAAAAUGUGGUGGCUGUCGCUGCUACGAACAAUCUCUUCCUAUUCCAAGACAAACUCUAGCACAUCUGUAUGCAAAUUAUACAACGGUACAUAUUAACGUGAGCUAGGCACGUUGAACUGAUGAGAGCUCCCAAUGCAACCACCGGGUGUCCGAGUAAUACUGACGAUAGUCGACUGCUAGUCUGUCAGUGGUUGACUGACCGAGGAGUGGUGUACGUAGCGCCGUCCACGCAGCUCACAUUCAUACAUGCUAUAUACACAUACAUAGAGACAUACAGGAUUGCACCUCAUACUUUGUCGCGCACAUAUUUUGUGCAUAUUGAAAAGAGAUGCAAACACGAGAUUAUACUCGCAUAACUCUCCAGGCUAUCGAGUUCGCUAGCUCAAAUAUAUUUGCAAAUGAAAAGAGACAUACGCAUUUGGCAGAAUAUGUGAUUCAUCUAAUUCGCAGACUCGUGUUGGCAGUUAAUAUGAUUUAUAAAUAACUAAUAAUUAGUAAUUUUUUGUGCUUGUAUUAUAGAAAUUGUGCCAUUGUACGGUGCAGUCUAUUCGUGAUCACUGUAGACCACAGGGUGUUUGAUUAUCGCAUUGGUGAAGUGGACAGCGAUGUGAGUAGAAUUACGAGUUGCUUGUUAGCUCGUUUUUACGUACGAUCAAUACGAAUACGUGGUAUAAAGUAUUAAG
Messenger RNA from Camponotus floridanus (Florida carpenter ant), 2816 nucleotides. RefSeq names its product protein phosphatase PP2A 55 kDa regulatory subunit (gene tws). Bases 846 to 2192 code for a protein of 448 amino acids. Gene Ontology annotation, molecular function: protein binding; protein phosphatase regulator activity. Gene Ontology annotation, cellular component: protein phosphatase type 2A complex; cytosol. Lineage: Eukaryota; Metazoa; Arthropoda; Insecta; Hymenoptera; Formicidae. The record is from RefSeq and is a predicted model, not a curated record. The transcript has 9 exons. Gene Ontology annotation, biological process: peptidyl-serine dephosphorylation.